AAAAAAGUUGAAUAGGCACCAGUUAACCGGUGUCCCAAAAUUUCGAGUAUAAACCCCUUUGCUCUCCGCCUCUUUUCGUUCUCCGAUCUCCUCUCUCAUCUGUUCUCCUCUCUCCUCUCUUUUCCCUUUUCUCUGUACUCCUCUCUCUUCUCUGUAAUCUGUUCUUUAUCCUCUCUCCUCUCUUCGUUUUCUUUUCUCACGAAUUGCUAGACUCUCUCUUCUGCUCGAUUAUCUGUUGAGUAAUCACCCAAAUCGAAAGUUUCAGGAAAGGGAAAUCAGCUAAAACGGAAACACAGAUUCAGGGGGCAUAAAGGAGGAAAGAAAACAAACAAAAGAGUAGAAAAUUACAACAGCUAAAACAAGCAUGAAGAUUGAUGAUUUUCACAAAUUACCUGUUAUUUUUGUAAUUAUUCCGGUGGGAUUAAUUUUCCUUCUUUCAGGCCUCAUUAUUAAUCUCAUUCAGGCUAUUCUUUAUGUCUUAGUUCGACCCUUGUCAAAAGAUAUGUAUCGGAAAUUUAACAAAGUAGUAACAGAACUAUUAUGGUUGGAGACUGUUUGGCUCUUUGAUUGGUGGGCUGGCGUGAAGGUGCCUCGGAGACUGUAUACUUUGGAUGAAUUAAAGCUGACUGGAAUUGAAGCUGCUUCUCUCUUGUCGCCUGUGGACACGACUCUUGGUUCAAUUGAAAGGAACCUGCAGAUUGCUGCGGUUUUAGGUGGUGUUGCUGCUUGGAACGCCUUUGAACUUAGCCCCCAGCAACUCUUUUAUAUCUCUUUGGGAUUGUUGUUCUUGUGGACAUUGGAUCUGAUUUCUUUUGGUGGAGGAAUUGUCGGCUUAGCUCUUGAUACGAUUGGCCAUACCAUCAGUCAAAAGUACCACAACCGGGUUAUUCAACAUGAAGCUGGACACUUUUUGAUUGCCUACUUGCUUGGCAUCCUUCCAAAAAGUUAUACACUUUCAAGUUUAGAAGCUUUGAGCAAAGAAGGGUCUCUCAAUGUUCAAGCAGGAACAUAUUUUGUUGACUUUGAGUUUGUCGAGGAAACCAACACAGGGAAAAUGUCAUCUACGUUGGAUGGCAUGCUCAAGAGCUUGGGGUUCACACAGAAGAAAGCGGAUUCACAGUUGAGAUGGGCGGUCCUGAAUACUAUCCUCUUCUUACGCCGCCAUGAAGAAGCUCGAGCGAAACUUGCUGAUGCCAUGUCUAACAGGAUGUCUGUUGGCUCUUGCAUCAAUGUUAUUGAGGAAGCUGUUGAUGCUGAAGACUUGGUACAAAAUUUGUGACUUUGUGCUUACUUUGCGGGUUACAUGCACUUACAUUAGCAGCCUUCAUGCCCAGGAAAUUCUUUCUUGCGAUGGUAUUUUCUUUUAAAUUUGCUUGUUAUAUAUUUACCUCUCUAGCAUGUUAAAAUAAAAACCAUUCUCAACAAAAAAAAUACACGCUUUCUUCAUUUUCUCUUCCCCUGAUCACUGAUGAAUCAAUCUUAUUUGGUAGUUCAUGUUUCGUCACCUUACUCUCCUUAAUACUUUGUACUUAGAGCUCUUGCGAUGGCCCUUUUUUAUAUUUCAUGUUUCCCAUUGAUUAUUUGCAUCCAAAAAAUCAAGCUUUAGUUAAAAAUAUUUGGAUUCAAUGGUGAGAUCAAGGGCUCAAGUAUUCUCAAUGGCAAUUAUAUUUGCUGCUACAAUUUGCAAUGGUGAUCGUGGUGCUCUUGAACUCAAGACAGAGGUAAUAAUCUAUAAUUAUAUAGGUGAGGGAAUUGACCUUACUUUACACUGCAAAUCCAAGGAUGACGAUCUUGGAGAAAAAGUGGUUAUCAGUAUUUUUUUGAGUCAUUAAUGAACCACUUUGAGGAGGUUAUCAGUAUUUUUUCUGUUUUUAUUUCCUCUUUUGGGUACGAACUUGUGUGAGCAUAAAAUAUAAAUUUUGCUACAAGAUUGUGAUCACUUGUUCUAAGCAAUUGUUUCUCUUCUUUCAUUCUUCUUUCUGCUAUCUUUUGAACUUUCUUGUAUAAUUGUUUGGUGAAUUAUUAGUUAAUGAAAAAUGCAUGUCUGAGGUACUAUGAGCGUUUUUCUUUUGAAUUUAUGAAAGCAAUUUUGCUGCUGAUUGUUUCUUAAUUGCUUGAACUUCUGGAACAGCGGAAAUCAAAAGGAAAUGUUCUCUCAGUUUAUAGGAACAAACCAGCAUCCUGUUGUAACUUAUCACAAGAGAAGAGAGAGACAGCACGAGCAACCAAUGCUACUUACUGCCACAGAACAGCAGCAAAGUGACGAUGAGUUACAACACACUGGUUUCAUGGAGCUUCUUAUGGGAAAUGAAUCACCGUUGGCCAAUGGGCGUAGAUCUCCAUUAUGACAGUGGGUGUAGAUCUCCAUUAUGACCAGGGCAGAAACAUAGCCACAGCCACCAGCACAAGACCAGGACAGCUAGUUAAUUAAAUGAAAUGCAAGAAAGGUCGAUCAGAGAUAAGUCGGGAUUAUUUAAUUUUUUUUGGAGGAAAAUUGUAAUAUUACAGCCUUUUUUAAUGAAAAUUUGUAACUUUAUAUAUAUGUUAA
This is a messenger RNA of Chenopodium quinoa (quinoa), 2548 nucleotides long. RefSeq lists its product as uncharacterized. Gene Ontology annotation, biological process: proteolysis. The record is from RefSeq and is a predicted model, not a curated record. Gene Ontology annotation, molecular function: ATP binding; ATP-dependent peptidase activity; metalloendopeptidase activity. Lineage: Eukaryota; Viridiplantae; Streptophyta; Magnoliopsida; Caryophyllales; Amaranthaceae. The transcript is spliced from 8 exons. Bases 365 to 1279 code for a protein of 304 amino acids.